AUGAGCGACGAGAAAGCUUCCACUCCAUUAGUGACAGAUGAGCCUGGUAGAGAUGAAACGAAACCAGCUCAACCGUCAGAAGACAAGGAGGAAGAGCUGCCCAGCCUUAAUCCGAUUCCAUCUGCGUGGAUUUCUGCCGGUGCUUCCUGGUUCAGUAGUGCUAAAGAAAAGACGAAGAACACUUUUGAUCUUAUGAAGAAGGAUUUGGCCGAGUUUGGUGAUGCCAUGACCCAGGAAGUUGCCGACCUCACCUCUGCGGCGAAAGGAGGUCUUGACACGGCUACGACCGUCAUUAAAGAGCAGGCACAAUAUCUGGAGAAGUUAGUAACGCCUGACGAAGAGGAGAAGCCUGUUGUUGUCGAAGAAGAAAAGAUGGCUGAACCUGAGACAGAAAAGUCGACCGAUUCUGUUCCGAAAUCGCAAUCGUUGAAGAAAGGCGCGGCUGUGGGCUUAGGAUGGGUAAAAUCCGUUGUGGACACCGUCACCGAUACUGUUAAAAGCUUGGCCGUAGAAGAAACUACAGGUGGAGAAGAAGAGAUAACUGAAGUCAUUCGACCGAGGAUCUACCGCAAAACUAUUUUGCCACCAGAAAAAUUAUUGGAAUUGCAAUCAAAUGAAGACACUUUCUGUAAAGAACCGGAGAAUUCUGAGGGAUAUUCGAAAUGGGUAGCUCGAUUCAAUAUUGAAGAAUAUGAUGCCGAAAUCAAUGUGCUUCUUGCAAAUAAUCCAACGUUAAGGGAAAUAUACUCUAAGCUGGUUCCUUCGGAAAUAGACAGCAAAGUUUUCUGGUCACGAUACUUCUUCGCUGUAGAGAUCGCUGAAAUGGACGAGGAGCUGCGUCAUUCAUUCUCAUUGAAAGAACUAACGAUCAAGACUGGUGCUGAUGGAAAGAAGCAGAAGAAAGGUUCAGGAAAAGAAGGAGGAGAUUCGCCAGGAUCGGAUGGAUCAAUUGCUGUCGUUGACCAACAACCCACAAGCCCUGCUGCUUCCGCGGAUGACUGGAGUGUGUGCAGCGAGAAGAAUUACGUCGAGGAGAUAAGCUCGACAAAUGGCGAGGACGAACAAUCAGGACCCCUCACCCCUCGUGCAACGGACGACGAAGGAACGAAAGGGUCGAAGAAGAAGGAGGAUAACUGGGUGGAUUGGGAGGAGUGA
Messenger RNA from Cooperia oncophora, 1155 nucleotides. Lineage: Eukaryota; Metazoa; Nematoda; Chromadorea; Rhabditida; Trichostrongylidae. The record is from the annotation of a GenBank genome assembly.